Molecule: messenger RNA, 926 nt
Organism: Vigna angularis (adzuki bean)
Lineage: Eukaryota; Viridiplantae; Streptophyta; Magnoliopsida; Fabales; Fabaceae
Product: PLASMODESMATA CALLOSE-BINDING PROTEIN 5
Exons: 3
Coding region: 261-773 (170 amino acids)
Source: RefSeq, a predicted model, not a curated record
GUUCCAGAUGUACCAGACAGUCACUGUUACAACUCCAAAACGUGUUCCUUUCUCUCAUUCAUUCUUUCUCUGUCUCUUCAAUUUCCCCCUUCAACACAGAAACGGUCACAUUUCCAACAUCCCAAUAACUCCACCAUCUUUCAUCUUCUUCUUCUUUUUCAUCUUCUUCACACACUCUUAAAUUCCACACAUUAACCCAAAUCCAAACCCAACCCAUUUCACUUUCUUCAUCUCCUUCACUUUCCAACCACUCUCCCACAAUGUCCACAUCAAAAAGCCUUGUUCUUUCGCUCCUCCUCCUUCUGGGAUUCUCGCCGCUCAUCGCCGCCGCCAAUGGCAGCGCUCCGCCGCAGGAGCUCUGGUGUGUGGCGAAGAACAACGCGGACGACGCGUCGCUGCAGGCCGCGCUCGACUGGGCCUGCGGUGCCGGCGGCGCGGACUGCGGACCAAUCCAGAGUGGUGGGCCCUGCUACGACCCCAGCAGCGUGCAGAAUACGGCAUCGUUUGCCUUCAACGACUACUUUCUCAAACACGGCAUGACCGACGAUAGCUGCAACUUCAACAACAACGCUGCCGUCACUUCCCUCAACCCUAGUUUUGGCAACUGCAAGUUCCACUCCGGCAUGGUAGGGAGCAAUGGGAGUUUUGCUGGGUCGACACCUUCGUCUUCUGUUGGAUUGGGACCAAGUGAAGAUUUGAGUGGGUGCAGGAAAGUUUCCUGGGGGUGGUGGUUAUGGUCUUUGAUGUUUAUGGUUUCUGUUUUUGGAUCAUAGGAGGUGGAAACUGAAAAUAGCCCUUGAUUUGAUAGGGAAUUGCAAAAGAGAAAGUUUUGCUUGUUCGCAUUGCACAGGUUAGACAUCGUAGGAUAUAUAUCAAAUUUUGUUUUAUGGCAACCUAGAUCACAAUGAAUGUAUCUGUUUUGCUGA